GUUGAUAUGAAAAAAGAAAAUGGAUUAGAAUAUAGAAAAAUAGAUGAUAUUCUACCAGAUGCACAGACAUCAGUGACUCAUGGAGGGGUUCACAACGUAAUUGAUGAUAAUACUUGUUUUGUUGAACAAAUAUUACCAGAUCAAACGUCAGACAUGAGUAUGACCCUUGGAGAUAUACACAAUGAAGAAACUAGGAAACAUACAAGAGCAAUAGAAAUUCAGACAGAUUCGAUAAAGAUGCGUAAUAAAAUUAUUCAGGUUAAGUUACCAAAAAAUUCAGCCAUAGAAAUUCAGACAGAUUCGAUAAAGAUGCGUAAUAAAAUUAUUCAGGUUAAGUUACAAAAAAAUUCAGCCAUGGAAAAAUUUAUUAUAUCUAUUCGCAGUGAUGAAAAAAGAUGCAUAUUUUAUACAAGUCUUCAUUUUGAGCAAAUCCAAGCUUUACAUAGAUUUUUGAGUCCAGCUUGCGAAAACUUAGAUUAUUGGGGCAGUCGAGAGUCAAAGCAUGAAAAUUCCGAAAAUAAUAGUAAAUACAAAUUUACUUCAUUACAGCAGUUGAUUUUGGUUCUAUUAAGAUUACGAAUGGGAUAUUUAACAGAAGAUUUAGCUUACAAGUUCGAUAUUUCUACGGGGUUUGUUUCAAAAAUAUGUACAACUUGGAUUUAUUUUUUGUACAAUGAAUUUACCACUCAAUUGAAGCCAUUUAUGUUCCCAUCUAGGAAAACAAUAGCCGAAACAUUACCUAAAAUAUUUCGGUCUAUAAAAAACAUAAGAGUUAUUGUUGAUUGCGUUGAAUUUUUUUGUCAAUCGCCGUCAAACUUUGAGCACCAAGGUAAUUUAUAUUCAAGUUAUAAAGCUCAUACCACAUUUAAAGUGUUGAUAGGAUGUACUCCUAAUGGAUGUCUUAGUUUUGUAUCUGAUGCAUUUGAGGGUUCAAUAUCGGAUCCAGAAAUAUUUAAACGAUCAAAAAUAGCAGACUUAUUGCAACCUGGAGAUGUAGUACUAGCAGAUCGAGGUUUUACGGUUCAUGAUGUAGUUGAAGCUAAGCAAGCACAUUUAAAUAUUCCUCCAUUUUUGAAUGGAAGAGACCGUUUAACUGCUCAAGAGGAAAUUUUGACGAAGAAGAUAGCAAAACAACGAAUAUAUGUUGAACAUGUUAUUGGGCGCAUAAAAAAUUUCAGACUUCUUUCCACCGUUUUACUUUUAAAUAUGCGUCCUAUCAUGUCACAAAUUAUAUUUAUCUGUGCAUGCUUGGUCAACUUUCAAACACCUAUAGUUUUCGACGAAUUAAAUUAAGGCCAGUGUGUUGUAGGAAAUAAAAAAAC
Molecule: messenger RNA, 1322 nt
Organism: Chrysoperla carnea
Lineage: Eukaryota; Metazoa; Arthropoda; Insecta; Neuroptera; Chrysopidae
Exons: 2
Coding region: 7-1293 (428 amino acids)
Source: RefSeq, a predicted model, not a curated record